AGACAGAGCAGCACACUCGCACACACACAUAUGUCCAACAAGCUCAACAAAUAAAUGAAUGAUGACUAAAAAUCCAAUGGCUAGAGUUUAUUAGAUAACUUUGGCAUUUCUAUAAUAUUUGUAGAGACUUUUUUUUUGGUUGUCUUGCGCCUCAUGAGUUUAUCGUUUUGGAUUAAUCGGAUAAAAAUCCGCCGCCAUCAUCUACAUCAUCAUUUUUAUCGAUCCAUAAUCCUAUCAUCCUUGUUUCGAUCAAAUUUGAGCACAUCAUCAACCUCAUUAUCAUCAAGGUUGAAUGUAUUUAGUGGUGUAGUCUCAUCGACAUCAUCAACAUCAAGAUCGUCAGCAACUCGACUUAUUUCUUGUUCUUGUUAUUCACAUAGUAGUUUGCCAUCCACUACAUUCUCAUUUCUAUCACCACCGACAACAAAAACAACAAAACGAGUCGUUUCCAAAGCCACGAACAGUCAUAGUAGCCACAUUAAUAAUAGUACCAUUUCAAUUUCACCAUUACAACCACCACAACUAGCACGUUGUUCGUUAUCAUCAUUGUCUUCGUCUUCGUCGUUGUGUCCGAAUCAUUUUCAUUUGGUCGCCACUACAAAUUCAAGCCAAUUGCAUACGGCAAACAACAUUCGACGUGAGCAUUUUAUCACAUCGACAAUAAAAACAGACGCCGAUUAUAUUAUAAAUGAAACAAUAGUCAAACAUCGAUUUCGAUUGUUAAUUAAUUUUCUAAUCAGUUGGAAAUUAUCUCGACCACCACCACAAUCAUUAUCAUUUUUAUUUCCAUCGUUAUCAUCUUCGAUUGUGGUAGAAAAAUCCUCAUCACCAAAAACAUUAACCACGGGUGCUUUUCAUUCAUUAAUCACAAAGGGAACAGCCGGAUCGGCAUCAUCAACAUCAAGAUCAUUGUUCCCAAAACGAAACGGUGGUAAAGUUGCAUCAUUACGUGAAACAUUUUCUAAACGUUUUUAUUCAAGUUCAACAACGACUACAACCAAAAUAAUGGCACCAAUUGGUAUUGAUGAUAAAACUGAAUAUGAUUAUGAUCUAAUUGUCAUUGGAGGUGGAUCUGGUGGUCUUGCUGCAAGUAAAGAAGCUGCCGCUUUAGGUAAAAAAGUAUGUAUGCUUGAUUUUGUUUCACCCACACCACGUGGUACAUCAUGGGGCGUUGGUGGUACCUGUGUAAAUGUUGGUUGUAUACCGAAAAAAUUAAUGCAUCAUGCUUCAUUGAUUGGAGGUGAGAUUGAUGAUGCUCAUUAUUUUGGCUGGCAAACAAAAAAUGGUGAACCAUUGAAAGAUAAUUUGAAACAUGAUUGGUCAACAUUGGUCAACUAUGUACAGAAUAAUAUAAAAGGAUCGAAUUUUUCUUAUCGAGCGCUGUUGGCUACACAACAAGUAAAAUAUUUAAAUGCAUGUGGAUCAUUUGUGGAACCAAAUAAAGUACGAAUUGUUCAUAAAAAUUCAAAAGAAGAAUUUCUUACAUCAAGAAAUUUUAUCAUUGCCACUGGUGAACGACCUGUUUAUCCUACCGAUUGUGAAGGUGCCGAACAAUAUGCAAUCACUUCUGAUGAUCUAUUCUCAUUGCCUUAUAGUCCUGGUCGUACAUUGGUUAUUGGUGCUUCAUAUGUUGCAUUGGAAUGUGCUGGAUUUUUACGUGGCCUUGGUUAUGACGUUUCCGUCAUGGUAAGAUCGAUCGUAUUACGUGGUUUCGAUCGUCAAUGUUCCGAACAUGUUCGUAAUUAUAUGGAAAAUUAUGAACACGUCAAAUUUAUCGAUCGAUGUGUGAUGAAAAAGAUUGAAGAAUUACGUAAAAGUGAAAAUGGUGAAGCUCCAUUGUUACGGGUUACAUAUCAAAAUUUAGAAACGAAUGAAAAAAUUACCGAUGAAUUCAAUACUGUUAUGUUUGCUAUUGGCCGUAGACCAUGUACGGAUAAAAUUGGAUUAGAUGUGGUUGGCGUUGAAUUGGAUUCGAAAGGUUAUAUACCGGCCAUUAAUGAGCAAACGAAUGUGCCACACAUCUAUGCCAUUGGUGAUAUAUUACAAGGCAAACCUCAAUUAACACCUGUGGCUAUUGAAGCUGGUGUAUUAUUGGCACGACGAUUAUAUGCUGACCAUCAAGUUAAUUGUGAUUAUAUCAAUGUACCAACAACUGUUUUUACACCCAUUGAAUAUGGAUGCUGUGGCUAUACUGAAGAGGAAGCAAUCGAUAAAUUUGGUGCCGAUGAUAUUGAAGUUUAUCAUCAAUAUUUUACACCAACAGAAUGGAAACUUAACUAUUAUGAUCGACCACGUAAACCAAUGAAUGUAUGUUAUGCCAAAGUAAUCACUACCCGUUCAAUAGAUGGUGAUCCAAGAAAAGAAACAUUGCUUGGUUUUCAUUUUGUUGGACCAAAUGCAGGUGAAGUAAUACAAUUUACACCAUUUCCAUUGAAAAUGAAGGCAACAAAAGCCGAUCUUGAUGCAUUGAUUGGUAUACAUCCAACAUGUGCCGAAAUUUUCACCAUGUUACCAAUCAGUAAACGUAGUGGUAAAGAAGCUACACAACAAGGAUGUUGUGGUUAGACAUUAUUAAUUAAUUUAUAAUUGUUUUUUUCCCCAAAUACAAAAGUACAAAAUUAUAAUGAUUCGACUGUCUGUCUGUAAUUUAUAAUAAAUUUGAAAUAAAAAACAAAACAAUGAAUUCUAUAUCCAUUACAUAUAUACUGGUUUUUUUCUGAACAAUAAAAAAAACUGAUUAUUGUC
This is a messenger RNA of Dermatophagoides farinae (American house dust mite), 2745 nucleotides long. RefSeq names its product thioredoxin reductase 1, cytoplasmic. Gene Ontology annotation, cellular component: cytosol; mitochondrion. The record is from RefSeq and is a predicted model, not a curated record. Lineage: Eukaryota; Metazoa; Arthropoda; Arachnida; Sarcoptiformes; Pyroglyphidae. Gene Ontology annotation, molecular function: flavin adenine dinucleotide binding; glutathione-disulfide reductase (NADPH) activity; thioredoxin-disulfide reductase (NADPH) activity. Gene Ontology annotation, biological process: cell redox homeostasis; glutathione metabolic process; cellular response to oxidative stress.